Pogonomyrmex barbatus (red harvester ant) is the source of this 594-nucleotide messenger RNA. RefSeq lists its product as uncharacterized. The record is from RefSeq and is a predicted model, not a curated record. Lineage: Eukaryota; Metazoa; Arthropoda; Insecta; Hymenoptera; Formicidae.
AUGAAAGUUAUGUCAGAUCAUCGGUUUUCUAUUCUUGUCGGAUGCUUGAAUUGGUUGAUUUUCUUCGUCGGCUCGACGAUCAUCCAUGAGAACACAACGGAAGUCGAUAUUGCGCCAAGAAUCUUAUCCCGACAUAAGAGAUACUUGAUUUUUCCACAGGGUAGUAAUUUUCAGUUAGUAUAUUGUCUGACUAUCGGAGCGUACGGCCGAGACGGUGAUUUGGUGCUGGGACUGACAGCUGCCUUAGCCUGGGAACUUCCGAAUAAGGUCGACUCAAAGAUAUCGAAUUUGCUUCAACGUAGAAGCCGAAGCGUCGUAUAUCCGAAAAUGGAGGCUUUCUUGCAAUCCGCCGGCCUCGACGGUAGAUCCUGCGUGAUGAGGGCACUCUGCGAGGCGGGCCAGCGAGAUUCCUCCCGAGUAGGCACGGGAUCCUUCAUCCAGGAGCUCCUCCACGCAAUCUUUACAUUGCCAAAGGACGGCACCAGAUUUGAGCGAUCGGAGGACCGCGCUUACGACCGCGCUUACGAGACGGGCGGAAACUGCGAACGGCUGUACCCCACGUGUCGACACUCCAUUUACGACGUGGACUUUUGA